Aspergillus novofumigatus IBT 16806 is the source of this 348-nucleotide messenger RNA. RefSeq lists its product as uncharacterized. The record is from RefSeq and is a predicted model, not a curated record. The coding region runs from base 1 to 348 and encodes 115 amino acids. Lineage: Eukaryota; Fungi; Ascomycota; Eurotiomycetes; Eurotiales; Aspergillaceae. The transcript has 3 exons.
AUGUCACAUGGUAGUAUAUACCUGGUCGCCUAUAAACUCUCAAGCGAACUAGAUUCAUUUUCUAGUGCAAAGAAUAAGAAACGGGUUAUAGAAGAUCCAAAUCAACGAUUUGCUGAGGUGGAAGAUAUUAAGAAGGCUCUAGAGCAAGCAGCCGGACGGGAGCGCGAACUGCGGGCGCGGCAGCCAGAGGUUGAGGCCAAAAAGGCUGCCGAGUCCUUAUGGACGGAUGCUAUGUUGGAAUCUUACUGCAAAUACCUUAAAAAACUGGAGCUGAAUAUGGAAUGGUGGGCUGGCUCUAGUUCCGAGCCGUUAAACUCAAAAGCCCUCCAAGGCCGUUUAAUUGAAUGA